AUGAAAUCCUCCAGAGAAUACAAGAAGCAAAAAAAGCUUCUUCAAGAAAGAGGAUGCAAAGCCUUGUGUUGUAGUUGCAGGCUUAGUGUUUCUUCUUCUGAAGAAUUAGCAACAGAGAGCUCAGCUAAUUCGGACCGAUACGCUUCCAUUUCAAGCUUAGCUCAUGCCAUGGUUCAAGAAAGACUAGACCAGAUGAUUAAAGAAAGGCAGCAAGAAGAAGAAGAAGCAAGACAUAAUAAAGAGAAAACAAGGUUAAAACAUGAAGCUAUCAAUAAUAAGUUUGUAGUAAUGGUAGCUAUGGAGAAGAGCUCUUAUGAUCCAAGAGAAGAUUUCAGAGAGUCUAUGGUUGAGAUGAUUGUGGCAAAUAGAUUAGAAGAGCCUAAAGAUCUUCGUAGUCUACUGAACUAUUACAUGUCAAUGAACUCUCAAGAGUAUCACGGAAUGAUACUUGAGGUUUUCCAUGAGGUUUGCACUAAUUUGUUUCUAUAUUGUAAAUGUCAUUGA
Messenger RNA from Jatropha curcas, 504 nucleotides. RefSeq names its product putative transcription repressor OFP9. Gene Ontology annotation, biological process: negative regulation of DNA-templated transcription. Lineage: Eukaryota; Viridiplantae; Streptophyta; Magnoliopsida; Malpighiales; Euphorbiaceae. The record is from RefSeq and is a predicted model, not a curated record.